ACCCAAAAGCAGUAGUCCACGUAACCACUUCCCGUCAUGUCUUCUCUUUCUCUGAAACCGCUAUCCAUUUCUACAUUCAUCUCUGAUAACCCACACAUCAAACCCUUCAAAUUCCAACGGAACAUUCCAAUGCCCUGUAAAUCGCACUACCAAACUGAAAGGACCCACCAAUUCGAUGUCGGCGAUACCUUCUUCCGCAGCGAAAGCGCCACUGCCCGCGAUCUCGGUGUUCUCUCCGCCGCCCUCUACCGGAAUACCACAGGAAGCCUACGAGUUCUCGACGCCAUGUGCGGCUGUGGAAUUCGUUCUCUUCGGUACUUAGCAGAGGCGGACGCCGAUUUCGUCGUGGCGAAUGAUGCAAAUGAAAAUAACAGGGAGAUUAUUUUGGGAAAUCUUUCUCGGGUCUCAAGUGGUUCUGGAGAAGGAAAAAGAUGGGAGGUUAAUCAUUUGCCUGCCACUAGGUUACUGGCUGAGUGUUACUUGCGAAAGGAUUACUUUGACCUUAUUGAUGUGGAUUCUUUCGGUAGCGGUUCGAGUUACUUGCGAGUUGCUUUGGAUGCUGUGAAAUUGGGUGGCUUGCUAUACAUUACCUCCACCGAUGGGCUUUCUUCUGGUGGUCAUAGGCCUCAACGGUCGUUAGCUGCCUAUGGAGCAUAUGUUCGGCCUUUGCCAUACUCAAAUGAGAUAGGUCUCCGGAUGCUUAUAGGUGGAGCUGUUAGAGAGGCUUCAGUGCUUGGUUAUCAUGUUGUUCCACUUUUCUCAUACUACUCAUAUCAUGGGCCCGUGUUUAGAGUGUUGCUACAAGUCAAGCGUGGAAAGUCUCCCUCUAGCAGGUAUUAUAGUUUUAUCAGCUAUUGCAACCGAUGUGGGAACACUCAAGCAUUUUCGUGGAAUGAACUUGGUGAGAUCAGCUGCCCUUGUAGUACAAAUGUUUCGCGUUCACUUGUAGUUUCAGGACCCCUCUGGACUGGGCCUCUUCACAAUGCUCCCCAUUUAACAGAAAUGAUGAGUUUGGCUGAUCAGUGGGGAUGGUUUGGUGAUGGAGAGGGAAAAAACCUAGAAAAGCUAUUGAAACAGAUGAUUGACGAGAGUGACCCCAAACUGCCAGUUGGAUACCUCAAUACAGAUGAGAUAGCAAGCCGGGCUAAACUUAAUUUGCCUCCCCUAAGUGUGAUAAUGAACAGCCUGCACGAGGGAGGUUAUGCUGUUAGCAGAUCACAUAUUGCCCCAAAUGCAAUAAAGACAGACUGCCCCAUGGUUGAAUGUGUAAAGAUUGUGAAGCAACUCCAACAGCCUGCUGAAAUGAGUUCAUGUCAUUAAAUUUUGUUGGUUCUACAGUACAUCGAUGAAGGGGAUUGUCAAUACUGUUGUAAAGGCUUUAAAAUUAGUUUUCCAAAUGAAGAGCCACACAAAAUUCAGCAGUUGCUAUUACAAGUUUUGCACGCAGUUGCUUCCACCGGAGCAAUUCAGAAAUAUGGAGGUUGCUUAUCCAAUCCCAGUUUUGGAUUAUCUAGGCAGAGCUACGCUAAUCUUAGCUUGUCAUGCUUUUAAUCCCAGUUUUGGUUUAUCUAGGCAGAGCGACGCUAAUCUUAGCUUAUCAUGCUUUUGACGCCAGCUUGGAUGUUGGGAUUAUACGGAAAUAUGCGGCAACACUUCUAGUUGACAGUUGAGGAUAAAUUUUGUUCUCUUGUUGGAAAAACAAAUUAUUGAUUAUUGGAAUGACAGACACAAGUGAAGCGAAAUGAAUAUGGACGUAUCAUAUAGCCAAUGCAGCUACAUUGAGAUUAAGAUGUAUUGUUGCUUAUGUAGUUUUGUAAAGUAGAUCCAUGUAGAAUCAGAUGCAACAUGCAAGGUGUUGGUAACUUGAAUAACUUGUUUCUUAUCCUGCUACCAUAUAACAACUAAUUAUUCUCUUGCACUCUACUGAAUGGAAUUCAAUGUCACUUGUAAUGGAAGGCUUAGGGUUCUUCCCUGAAAAAAGAGAACAUAAUUUAAAGUUGUGUUGGUAAAGUCACAUGGUCACAAAUUUGGAAAUGUUGCAACAGGUUUAAGCCUCUUAUGAAGUCCGACAUCACCAGCCACUACAGUAGACUGUUCAGUUUCACCUUCUUCAACUAAACAUAUGCUAACUCC
Solanum dulcamara is the source of this 2133-nucleotide messenger RNA. RefSeq names its product tRNA (guanine(26)-N(2))-dimethyltransferase. Gene Ontology annotation, biological process: tRNA N2-guanine methylation. The transcript is spliced from 6 exons. Gene Ontology annotation, cellular component: nucleus. The coding region runs from base 37 to 1320 and encodes 427 amino acids. The record is from RefSeq and is a predicted model, not a curated record. NCBI's taxonomy places the organism in Eukaryota, Viridiplantae, Streptophyta, Magnoliopsida, Solanales, Solanaceae. Gene Ontology annotation, molecular function: RNA binding.